GUGAAAAUGGCCGCGGCCACAGAAGCUCUCGGAGUGUCAACAGCACCUCAGGAUAUUUUGAAUGAAGUGAAUCGCUUUUUACGUGGGGCCAGCUAUGACAGUAAGAUCGGAGAAGAGAACCUUGCCCAGUCAGCGUUGUUCCUGCUGCGGACAAUGCCUGCCGCCCGGCACGCAGUGUUGGAACACUUCUGUAAUGUCUUUGAUGAGGCGGUCAACAACCAUCUGUUACAGAUGGAGCUGGGACAAAGUGUUACAGACGAGACUGUGAAGAUAAAAGAGGGAAUCCUCCAGGAUAUCUCUGGAGUACUUCUCAGCUUUAUCCAAGUCAACCCAGAAGCCUGGGCUCCCAUCCUGUCUGCUUGGUCCCUGGAGCUCCUGGGUCACAUCAGCUGCAAGUAUGCAGAGAAGCGAGGAAUGACUCACUCCAGCUCCCUAAACGAGGUGUUGCAGCUGUGGAUGACUUGCUCCCCCACCAAGCUUCUCAUGGAGCUUGCCUCCGAGUGCUUCGCAGCCAUGGUUGGUGGAGCCCCUGACAUCUGUGUAGAUGCUCUACUCGAGGCUUCCGUCAAGUACAGCCCACACUUUGACUGGGUCGUAGCUCACAUUGGAUCGUGCUUCCCGAAGAUGAUCAUAACUCGAGUGUUGAACUGUGGCCUGAAGGAUUUCUGUAACCUGGGAACCGAUAUGUCGGAGAGGGAAAUGUCCUCACGACAAAAGCUUCCCAAAAUGGCAUCGGUUGUAGGAAUUCUUGGACAUCUUGCCUCCAAACAUGGACAAGACAUCAGACGUGCACUCAUGAAAUUAUUUGAGGAGAGUUUAUGUGGCGAGAGUGAUGUGAUGAAGGUGAAGACUGUGCCGUUCCUGCUGCAGCUGGCGUCCAUGUCGCAGAUGUUGCUGCAGGUGCUCACCACAGACAUGAUCAAAGCCUUGACACCUGAAGUACUCAACAAACUUCACAGCCAAUUCUCCAAGUGGAAGAUGGCAAACUUAAAAGAAUACGAGAGCCUGCUGAGUCUCGUGGUCCACUUGGCGGUGAAGAGUGAUGUUGGCGGUUACGAUGUAGUGGAGUUCCUCAUCACAGCCGCUGCUCCUAAACAACAACAAGAUGGAAUGGAGGUAACCUGUCCAGUGAAGGAAGUCCAGGAUGCGUGUCAUGAACUGAUGGAUAAGCUGAUCUAUGAAAUCCAACACACGAUUCACUCCCGGAAGAAGAGCAUGCCCAACCAGGACUUGCCGCUACUUGCUGGACUGGCCGGGGACGUCCACCGACUUCUCAAACUCCUCAUAGAGAGCGAGGGGCAGAGCCAUCUAUGGGUGCAGCAGAUUUUGACGUUCGUUGCUCUGUACUCUGGCCAGUCCUGUGCUGCCACCAUCUUGUCAGGAGUCAUAGCUCAGUCGGUUCGGCCAAUGCAGUCCACAGUGUUUCUCAGACUGCAGAAGGGAAUAGAGAUUGGCAUUCCGAACCUGAUUACAACAACCAUGCGACACGUGUUUGACCUGCUACAACCUCACACAUCAACCAAUCAGCUCCGACUUCUAAAAAAUCUGCUGUUCCUCAUCCAAUGGGAGAAAAAGACAACGUCCUUCAAGACAAAGACCACCAGUUCCCAGCUGCGGAAGUGUCUGGAGAAGCACCUGUUGUCCCUGUCAGAGCUGCUGCUCCACCCCAGUCGGGACAUCUCCUCCACCGUGCUGCAGAUCCUCAGCCACAUCCAGAUCCCCCUCACGCUCCACACCCCCGUCCUCAUCUGUCUCUGCUCCAACCUCACCCACACCUUCUUCACCAUGCUGCAGUACACAGAUGAUGCCAAAACUUUAAGAAAUGUCCGGCUAUGUAAGAGCUGUUUCCGCCAGCUCCACCGCCAUUGUUCAGCACAGUGUAUGUUGAUACAGUUCCUGACAGAAGGCGCAACCUCCCAGGAGAACUGUUUUUUGUUUGGAGGAAAAUUUGAUUCCACAUCCAAAAAGAGUUUGCAAUCUCAAGACAAUGUCUCCUUGUUCCGAGAAAACCAACAGCGGGCGAUGUCCAUGACCUUGCCAAAGACUUCAUCCAGUGUCUUCCAUGCAGGGGUCAUAGGUCAAGGUCUCAAGCCACAGCAAAUCAAAAAUAAUUAUUCAAAGGAGCAAAUUUCUCGCAAUGUUCAGAGUCUUGUUGACGCUCUGCUCAUCUGUUGCCAAGAAAUUGUUGCUAGGGACGACAGUUUGUACGACUCCAUGGAAACGGAAGUGAAGGAGACAAGAAGUCAGAACAUCGACGAGGUGGCAGCGCGGAUGCUGAGCAGUGUGUUGGUGGAGCGGGCCACCCCCGAUAUGUUGUACAACGACACACACUGGCCAGAGGAGGAGUUUCUUAGGAUCUCACUCGAGAGGGACCUGCAGGUGUGGCGGCAGAUGGAGGAACACCCGGUCCUGUGGAGCAUCUUCUCCGCCUUCUCGCACAGUUCCAGUGUCAUCUGCUUCCUGUCGCCAGUGUUGAGAUGCAUUAUGGGAACUGUCCUGAAUCACUACGACAACUGCCGUGAGAAGGCAAUGAGGAACUGCCCCCAGUAUUAUGAUGCAGCCUGCUGUCUUGUCCAGUGUCUCGGGAGGAGCAAGAUGCUGCCCUCCCCACUCGGCCACGUGGUGGACUUGUUCCACUUUGUCACACCAUAUGAAGGCUAUCUGCUUCUCAUUGCAAUAUGGAGGUACAUCAAGGAGAAUCCCCCUACUAUCACAAGGAAAGAUUUAGAGAACCGAGUAUGUGAUGCCAAGUACACUGAGGUAGUCCGGUCCAUCAUCCACUCCAACAUCAACAAGAUUGGGCACCUGUACCAACGCUUCUUUGACCAGUCCACCAAUCAACAGUGAAACAUUCCCCAGGGCUGUCAGUUCAAAGAUCCUGUCACUUCUGACCAAUAACAGUGCUUCAAAAACAUUAUACCGUGACCUUUUCACCAUCAUGACCUCGCAAUAACCUUUCUAGUUGUAGGUCAAGGUUAUCUGUGCUGCAAAGGUCAAAACAGUUCAAGCCAAAUAGAUAAUGCAACGGAUCAUAAAGGACAACCAGACAAUAAAAUAUCCAGACUUAGGGCUCUUGAUGAUUAUUAAUGGAUCUCACAAAGGGAUAUGUCACACUGGAUGCCAUGAGUUCCUAUCAAAGUCAUUUGUUUGAACAAAGGAACGAAACAGUCAGAGUUGAAAAGUAGGGCUGGAAUUAGUCUACGAAGUACUUGUGCACCCCACUAGAAGUGUUGUAUAAUGAGGUGAGGGGAAGUGGGGUUUAACGCUGCAUUCAAGAUUAUUGCACUUGCAUAUAGUCUGGAAGGUAAUUUAAGGUACCGACGUUUACUACAAUAUCUGACCUGGGAAUCAUGCACGCAUGAAUAUGGUGUUAGCGUUGGGCAUCUCAACAUGCGUGAUUCCCGUGCACCCUUUCGAGUUGAGUUGAUUGGUUCAACUGUGUCAUAUGGCCCUGUGACGCAGGGGUAGCGUUAUGCAGAUGGCUGUUACAAU
Haliotis rufescens (red abalone) is the source of this 3492-nucleotide messenger RNA. Its product is annotated as integrator complex subunit 5-like. Gene Ontology annotation, biological process: snRNA 3'-end processing. The coding region runs from base 7 to 2847 and encodes 946 amino acids. The transcript has 22 exons. Gene Ontology annotation, cellular component: integrator complex. Lineage: Eukaryota; Metazoa; Mollusca; Gastropoda; Lepetellida; Haliotidae. The record is from RefSeq and is a predicted model, not a curated record.